Setaria italica (foxtail millet) is the source of this 1228-nucleotide messenger RNA. RefSeq lists its product as uncharacterized. The record is from RefSeq and is a predicted model, not a curated record. NCBI's taxonomy places the organism in Eukaryota, Viridiplantae, Streptophyta, Magnoliopsida, Poales, Poaceae. The transcript is spliced from 4 exons. Bases 250 to 978 code for a protein of 242 amino acids.
AUUAUCACUGCUCCAAGUUGAGUCCCUGUCUUUGGCGAGGAGUAGAAGGCUGGGGAGAGAUUGCUUAACCGCCGGCGAUCCGAAUCCUAUUCUAGUUGACAUACCUAAAGCGUCUCCGGUUCUAGUUGACGCUGAAGCCUCUCUCCGAUUCUGGAUCCAAAUCGUGCGCCGCCGUCCAGAGGCAACGGCGAGGAGACAUAAAAGGUGAGGAGGGAAGUGAGUACUCCUCGUGAGGCGAGGGGAGAAGCCAUGGCGGAGACGCAGCCGUGCAACGGCGACCACAUGGCGGAGGACCACCCGAAACAGGCUGCGGCAGGCGCCGAGGACGCCGCCAUGGACACGGAGGCCGGCGCCGGUGAGGGGCGGGGCGCCGCCGCGGUGGCGGGCCUCCUCCGCGGGUUUCUCGCCGUGCAGCAGCGCCGCGCCGAGGCCUACUCCACGCUACGGAGGGGGUUUUCUGAAUAUAUGGCUAAUGGAGGUGAAUUAGCUUAUCAACAGCUGUGUGGAAAUAUUACAGCGGAGUUCAACGAUUGCUCGAAACAAGUCCUUGAAGUGAUUUCCCUCCUCUCAAUGCCAGAUUUUUGUCGUAGUGAUCUUGCCGAUUUACUGAAGGGUGUUCAAGCACAUGAGAAAGAGAAGUUGCAUUUGACAGCGAAGAUUCAGGUGUUAAAGAAAGCGGGCCGGCCUUCAGAGCGCCUGGUGAACCAUGCGGACUGCAGGUCACGCAGCGUGACCCAGCAUGUGUGCGUGCACGUCAAGGAGAUCACGGAGGCUGCCGGCACCGAGGAUGCCGAGGCGGAUGCAGAAUAUGACGCAGCCCUCAAGGAGGCCAUACAGGGCGUGCAGGAGGCCGUGACCAGCAUAAACGAGCACAUGGAGGAGGUGCGCUACGAGAUCGACGCGCUCGAGGCAGAGACGGCUGGGAGCAGGUUGACCGAGGUUGAGGAGGCGUUCCCUGCUACCCUGUCUAUAAAGUAGAAGAGAUGUUGCGCGCGGCGGAGGACUGAAGAUUACAGGCAGAAGUUGGCCGCGCGUGAAAUGCUUUGGACUCUGUUCAGUUUAGAACUCUCGGUAAUGGAACCUGAAGCAGAUGGAUAUAUAUAUGUAGGUUAACUCAUGUUACCAGUGUUCCUUCUAGAAAGAAUGAAAUUUGAACAGCUGAUGAUAACUCGUUGUAUUUUGUCGAUUCUUUGGAGAAUUUAAGUUUGCCAUCUUUUUGGGCGAUGCA